This is a messenger RNA of Polypterus senegalus (gray bichir), 1808 nucleotides long. Its product is annotated as macrophage mannose receptor 1-like. Bases 71 to 1705 code for a protein of 544 amino acids. The record is from RefSeq and is a predicted model, not a curated record. NCBI's taxonomy places the organism in Eukaryota, Metazoa, Chordata, Cladistia, Polypteriformes, Polypteridae. The transcript has 8 exons.
GUUAAACAAUCAAUAAAAACUAAAUAAUUUAAAACUGAAAUUGUUUGACAGGCUGCAUCACUGGACGGAUAUGAAGCAGUUUCCAAGAAAGGAAGUGAGUAUCAUGAUCCUGUUUUUGCUAACAUGUAGAGUAGAUGAUGGAAAUCCUGCAACAGCACUAGCUGACUUAUACUCAAGCAAUGGUAUACAAAUUCCAGGGCUCAGCUCAUCUGUGCUUAAUGUUGUUUCCAAUGUGACAGUCUGGCAUGAAGCUUACAACUACUGUCGGAAGAACAGUUCAGACCCAGCAGCUGUUUCUGCUGUGAAUCAGCUAAUGCAAAAACUAAAUAUUUCUGGAAAGGAUAACUUUUGUACCUAUUUGAGUUUUUAUGAAGUAAAAUGGCAGUGGUCCAACAAGGAUGCAGUUACAUAUUCAAACUGGAAAAGAAAUUUCUUCUGUGGUUUUGUCCAGUCUGAUGGCACCUGGAAUGAUUCAGUCUGUGAUGACCAAAAAACUUUCAUGUGCUACAAAGAAACUAUCAACAUAAGUGAGAGAUAUGUUUGGAUAAAUAGCACAAUGAACUGGAAAAGCGCUCAGAACUACUGUCGAGAGAAGUACAAGAAGGACCUGGUCAGUAUAAGAAAUGAGAGUGAAAAUCAGGAGAUAAUGGAGAAAGCACAAGGCAGUCCCUUCUGGAUUGGUCUGUUCAACAACCCUUGGAAGUGGUCUGAUGGAGAGAAUUCAACAUUUCAAAUCUGGUCACAUAAGCAGCCAGAUAAUUAUUGUCAUAAUGAAGCAUGUGUGGAGAUUUUGUCAGAUGGAACAUGGAAUGAUGCUUUCUGUGGGAAAAUGAACUACUUUUUCUGCACUAACAAGUCUAAAGUGACCACACCAUUCGACUUGGUGAAUUAUUCACUGUCAUGGCUUGAUGCCCAGAGGUACUGCAGAAACAACUACACAGAUUUGAUGACGGUGGAGAGCCAAACAGAAAAUCAGAAUCUGAAAACUCCACAUGAUAAAAAUUAUUGGAUUGGUCUCCGCCGUGAAAAUGAUAACUGGCAGUGGUCAAACAGAAGCCCCCUCACAUACACAAACUGGAAACGAGAGUUUUCAUGUGCAGUGCUCCAGUCAGAUGGUUCUUGGAAUGAUUCAGACUGCAGUGAAGAGAAACCUUUCAUGUGCUACAACGAAACUGAAUACAAUCACACUUAUAUUUGGAUAAAUAAGAGUAUGAACUGGACCAGAGCUCUGAACUACUGUCAAAAGACCUACACAGACUUGGUCAGUAUAAGAAAUGAGAGUGAAAAUGAAGAGAUAAGGAAGAAAGCACAAAACAUGCCUUUCUGGAUUGGUCUAUUCAAGAAUUCCUCCAAGUGGUCUGAUGAUGAGAAAUCAACAUUGACAAAUAACAGCAAUCAAUCACAAUUAUUAGACAACGAACAGCAUCCUGAAAAUUGCACUGAGGUUAAAAUUAAAGGAUGUUGUGUUAUAACUCAAUACAGUACAGAGAAGCACUUAAUUUGCUCCCAGGUUGGCUGGAAUUUGACCUUAGUCAACGACAGUUCCACUUGGGAAGAGGCUGUGGACUACUGUAGAAAUAAGAACUCCAACCUCAUCAGGAUUUCCUCAGAGAUGGAGCAGAAUAUAAUAGCUACAUUAGUAAAUACCACCAAUUCAUCCAAUGUGUGGCUGGGACUAAGACAAAGCCGUGUGUUUGGAUUCUGAUUCUGGAUAGAUGAAACGUCCUUGAGUUACCAAAACUGGACCAGUGGUUCACCCACACAGAUCUCUUCCUCCAACCAUUGUGCUGUCAUCUCUAAAGAUAACA